AUGUACGAUGAGUGCCCAACUAACGAAGAGUACCUCCUCUGUGGUACAUCUUGCCCCUUCAACUGCACCUCACCUCAGGAUCCAGUGGAUUGUGUUGAUGACUGUGUAGAAGGCUGCUUCUGCAAGGCUGGUUUCUUGAGGAACGACAGUGGCAUCUGUGUUGAGGCUGAUCAGUGUUUGAAUGGAAAUAAAACACAAUGCGGUGAACACGAGGAAUUCUCUUACUGCGGGUGUCAGCCUACCUGCUCCACUCCAGAUCCUGUUGAUUGUGGGUGUAGCGUGGGCUGCCUUUGUAAAGCGGGAUAUGUGUGGGACGAAACUGUUAAUAAAUGUGUGAUGUUGGAUAACUGUACUGUUGAACAAUGCUUCAAUGAAAAUGAGGUCUUCGAUCUGUGUAAUGCGUCGUGUGAGCCAUCAUGUAUCGAUCCUGAGCCAAUCUGCUCUAAAGCCUGCACGUCAGGAUGCAUAUGCGCAAGUGGUUUGCUUAGAGACGCGGAUAAUAACUGCGUUAGUGUAGACAAAUGUCCAAGAAAUGGGACAGUACCGGGGCCUUUGGGGAAGUACUUUGAUACCAUUAGUAAGAUUUUACAUUUAUCUAUUGUGUAGUGAAAUAUUGUACGACGUAUAUAAAAAUUGUACAAUUUUAAGUAAGUAUGUACAAUUAACGUUAGGAGUCCAUUGUUUGACUGAUUUACUUAGAGUUUCAGCUAGUUUGAUUAAUACAGAGUUUUUGUUAAUUCGGUGUAUUCCCGUUUGCUGAUAGUACUGUUUGUGCAAAUUUUAGCCCCCAUAUGUAUGCGCUAAGGUAAAAAUAUUAUCGUGUUUUUUUUUUAAACGAUCAUGUAAAAUAUUAUUUUUUCUCAUGACUUAUAAAAAAAUAACAUUGGUUUAUAUCAAUGUUAUGAAAACAAUGAUCGGUAUUAAUUUUAAAAUGCCAGACGAAAAGUGAUAUCUUUGCGAUUUUUGUUUGAUCUGCUGAUCGAAUGACAAACAAUCAUGAAACUAGGAACGUUAAAACUACAAAGUAUCUUGUCAAACCCUAUCACCUCCAGAAGCGAAUACGUCAAAUUACCAAUGAUCCAAUAUUUCUCAAAUAAUAUACGAAUUUAUAGAGUGAUUUAAAUCACUCAAUGUUAACUACACAGCCUUAACAUAUAAUAAAUAAUAUAAUGAAAAGCAACACAUUAUGGAAAUAUAUACCUUAUAUAAAUUAUCCACGCAUCCAAAUCAACACUUUUUUUACCCUGAAGGCCUGGAGUUAAAAGCUUCCAACCCCGAGGCCCUCUUUUAUCCUUGAAGGUAAACAUUGCCAGAAGUCUAGCAUAUCUUGAAACUGUAUACGGGAUAAAAAGCUGAUCACCUACUUGCAUAAAGAAAAUUUAUAGAUGAAAGAAAAAAAAUCUUCUCCAUGCCCUAUAUAAGGCCUACAAUUAUAUUAAAUAGUUACUAAGCAAUUUCGACGACUAGACAAGUUAUAUAGUGUAAUUUUUGUGAAGUAUAAAAAUUAGAAUUAUAUAUAAAAUAUAUAUUUAGCAAUGUAGAUACAUAUAGUUGUAAAUAAAAUAUUAUUAAAAUAUAAACGCUGACUGGAGUUUCU
This is a messenger RNA of Pieris brassicae (large cabbage white), 1597 nucleotides long. Its product is annotated as zonadhesin-like. Lineage: Eukaryota; Metazoa; Arthropoda; Insecta; Lepidoptera; Pieridae. The record is from RefSeq and is a predicted model, not a curated record. The coding region runs from base 1 to 606 and encodes 201 amino acids. The transcript has 4 exons.